AUGAAACUUGAUGAUAAUCAUCGUUAUCAAACAGUAUCAUUAAGUAAACAAACAGAAUUUCAUCCAAAUCCAUCCUAUAUUUAUAUUGGUGGUUAUCAACAAUUAUGUAGUUAUGAUGAACAUCAUUGUCGAUCAUAUAGUGGAUGUUUAAAAAAUGUUACUAUUGAUAAUAAUUAUCUUGAUUUAAUUAAUGAUGAACUAAAUCGAUAUCGUAUAUUAAAACAAUGUCAUGAUUUUAAUAAAUAA
Messenger RNA from Rotaria sp. Silwood2, 246 nucleotides. The record is from the annotation of a GenBank genome assembly. Lineage: Eukaryota; Metazoa; Rotifera; Eurotatoria; Philodinida; Philodinidae.